GAAUGAUGAACUAGGCCCAGGAGAUGCUGAAAUUUUGUAAUAAAGACGUCAUAUCACAUACCUUCGAGCAUCCACCUGGCAACUUGCCUUCCAUUUUCAGCAUGCUGGACAGCAGUAAUCAGCCUCAUUGCAACAGCGAGCUCAUAGGAGAACAGCUGCAGCAGAAAGUCUCUCAGUUGCAGGAUCAGCUGGAUGCUGAGCUGGAGGAGAAGAAAAAAGUCUUACUUGAGCUGUCUAGAGAGAAAGCCCAAAACAAGGAUCUGAAGCUUGAAGUCACCAACAUGCUUCAGAAGCAUAAACAGGAAGUAGAGCUCCUCCAAAAAACAGCCACGAUUUCCCAAAAUCCUGACAGCCAAUCUGAACCAGCUGCUCACCCAACUGUAUUCCAAGAGACCACUCAGAUAGAGCCCAGUGAACCAAAAAACCAAGAAGAAGAGAAACUGUCCCGGAUGUUAAGUGUGUUGCAAGUAUCACAUGCAGAGACCACAUUGGAACUAGAAAAGACCAGAGACAUGCUUAUUCUUCAGCGCAAAAUCAACGUGUGUUAUCAGGAGGAACUGGAGGCCAUGAUGAUGAGAGUUGAUAAUGAAAAUAGAGAUCACAAAGAAAAACUGGCUAGGUUGAGUCAACUCCUAGACCUCAAGAACAACCGUAUCAAGCAACUGGAAGGUAUUUUAAGAAGCCAUGGCCUCCCAACAUCUGAACAGCUCAAAGAUGUUGCUUAUGGCACCCGACAGUUGUCAUUAUGUCUGGAAACACUGCCAGCCCAUGAAGAUGAGGAUGGAGUGGACAUUUCUCUGCUGCAUCAGAGCGAGAAUCUUUUUGAACUCCACAUCCACCAGGCCUUCCUGACAUCUGCCGCCUUGGCUCAGGCUGGAGAUACACAACCUACCACUUUCUGCACCUAUUCCUUCUAUGAUUUUGAAACCCAUUGUACCCCACUGUCUGUGGGACCACAGCCCCUCUAUGACUUCACCUCCCAGUAUGUGGUGGAGAUAGAUUCUCUUUUCUUGCAAUACCUUCAAGGGGCUUCAGCCCGGCUUGAUCUAUACCAGGCUGUGGCCAGUGAACACAACACCCUUGCAGCUGGAUGGAUAUGCUUUGACAGGGUGCUAGAGACUGUAGAAAAAGUCCAUGGCUCAGCUACACUUACUGGAGUUGGUGGAGAAGAAUUUGGGAUGCUAGAGUACUGGAUGAGGCUGCGUUUCCCCAUAAGACCCAGCCUACAGGCAUGCAUUAAACGAAAGAAAGCCCAGGUCUACCUGUCAGCCAAUGUGCUUGGAGCCUGGGAGGCCCAGGAGGAUGAGUCCAGAUCAGAGACUUGGAAACCUCAGAAUGAACUGCGGAUUGAAAUCACCAGGUGCUGUGGCCUCCAGAGUCGACGGCUGGGAACUCAGCCUAGUCCAUAUGCCAUAUACCGCUUCUUCACCUUUUCCGACCAUGACACUGCCAUCAUUCCAGCCAGUAACAAUCCUUACUUUAGAGACCAGGCUCGAUUUCCAGUGCUUGUGACCUCUGACUUGGAUCAAUAUCUGAGGCGGGAGGCCCUACGUAUAUACGUUUUUGAUGAUGAAGACUCGGCGCCUGGCUCAUACCUUGGUCAAGUCCAAGUGCCCUUGCUGUCUCUUGCACAAAACAAAUCUAUUAAAGGUGAUUUUAACCUCUUCGACCCUGUGGGAAAACCCAAUGGAUCUAUUCAAGUACAACUGGAUUGGAAGUCUCCCUACAUACCCCCUGAGAGCAUUCUGAAACCAGAAGCUCAGCCUAAAGAGAAUGACACCGAAGGCAAUUCAGAGAUCUCAUCUGAUGAGGAAAAGUCUUCCUUUCCUUCAGAGGACCAGAUGGCAUCUGCUGAGAUUCCCAUUGAAGCUGGCCAGUAUCAAACAAAGAGAAAACCUCCUCAGGUGGGAGAAAGAAAGGAAAAGGAACAUCAGGUUGCAAGCUACUCAAGAAGAAAACAUGGCAAAAGAAUAGGUGUUCAAGGAAAGAACAGAAUGGAAUAUCUUAGCCGUAACAUCUUAAAUGGAAAUACAUUACAACAGGUGAACUAUACUGAAUGGAAGUUCUCAGGGCUUAAAAUCUCUACAGAUGAUGGUUUUGAAAAUCAGCAUGAGAAAGAAGAAAUGGCAAUAUCCCAUUCACCACUGAAACAGAAGGAACCCCUGCAUCCUAUAAAUGGUAAAGAAUCAUGUGAACAAGCUUCUGAAGUCAGUGAAGCACGAACUACAGACAGUGAUGACAUAGUGAUACCUGUGUCUCAGAAAUGUCCUAAGGCAGGUUCAGAGAAGAUGUGCAUUGAAGUUGUCUCCCUGGCCUUCUACCCAGAGGCCGAAGUGAUGUCUGAUGAGAACGUAAAACAGGUGUACGUGGAGUACAAAUUCUAUGACCUACCCUUGUCAGAGACAGAGACUCCAGUAUCCCUGAGGAAACCGAGGCCAGGAGAAGAAAUUCACUUCCAUUUUAGCAAGGUGAUAGACCUGGACCCACGGGAGCAACAAGGCCGAAGGCAAUUUCUGUUUACCAUGCUGAAUGGACAAGAUCCUGAGCAAGGAUGUUUAAAGUUUACAGUCGUAAGUGAUCCUAUGGAUGAAGAGAAGAAAGAAUGUCAAGAAGUAGGAUAUGCAUACCUUGAACUGUGGCAGAUACUGGAAUCAGGAAGAGAUAUUCUAGGGCAAGAGCUAGAUAUUGUUAGCCCUGAAGACCAGGCUACCCCAAUAGGAAGGCUGAAGGUUUCCCUUCAAGCAGCUGCUGCCCUCCACGCUAUUUACAAGGAGAUGACUGAGGAUUUGUUUUCAUGAAGGAACAAGUGCUAUUCCAUUCCAAAAUCUCUGAGGAAAACAUAGUAAAAAGUCUCUUAUAAAGUAACUUGCUAUACCA
Messenger RNA from Propithecus coquereli (Coquerel's sifaka), 2877 nucleotides. It is a transcript of the gene RPGRIP1, whose product is annotated as retinitis pigmentosa GTPase regulator interacting protein 1. Gene Ontology annotation, cellular component: photoreceptor connecting cilium. The coding region runs from base 24 to 2798 and encodes 924 amino acids. The transcript has 15 exons. Gene Ontology annotation, biological process: non-motile cilium assembly; retinal rod cell development. Gene Ontology annotation, molecular function: thromboxane A2 receptor binding. The record is from RefSeq and is a predicted model, not a curated record. Lineage: Eukaryota; Metazoa; Chordata; Mammalia; Primates; Indriidae.